AUGUCUGAAGACAGUGCGGACAUUUCGGAAAGAUCUCCGGGCUGGAUUUGCACUUCUUUUAACUUAACUUGUGUUUUCAACUCGACCAUGAACCAGUCACUUUCGAGAUACUUUCAUUUGUCAGAUACGAGCCAGGUGGAUGCGGCCGGCGAUGCAGCGGCUGUACUGAGGAUUAUGAUCUCGGUGGUGUACUCUUUGGUGUGCGCAUUGGGGCUUGUUGGGAAUUUACUGGUCCUGUACCUAAUGAAGUCUAAACAGGCUUGGAAAAAGUCCUCUAUAAACCUGUUUGUUACAAGUUUGGCACUGACAGACUUCCAGUUCGUGCUCACGCUGCCAUUCUGGGCGGUGGAAAACGCACUGGAUUUUACGUGGCUUUUCGGUAAGGUCAUGUGCAAAGUAGUAUCGUAUGUCACAGCAAUGAACAUGUAUGCCAGCGUCUUUUUCCUCACGGCAAUGAGCGUGGCGCGGUACUACUCCCUUGCCUCUGCGCUCAAGGGCAGGAGAAGACGCGCGCACUGCCCGUCUGCGCGUUGCAUUUCGGUGUGUAUCUGGCUCGCUGCUGUUUUUGCCGCGCUGCCUCACGCUGUAUACUCCACCACAGUCACCGUCUCCAAUGAAGACUUGUGUCUGGUCAAGUUCCCCGACAACAAUAACACGGCGCAAUUCUGGUUGGGAUUAUAUCACUCACAAAAAGUGCUACUCGGAUUUGUUUUUCCGCUUGGCGUAAUUUCAGCCUGCUAUCUUCUUCUUCUACGUUUUAUCACACCUCAAAACAUCAACAACUCAAGCGCAAAGAGACGAGCCAAAGUCACAAGGUCUGUGAAAAUAGUAGUCCUGUCGUUUUUCCUGUGCUGGCUCCCUAACCAAGCCUUAACAGCGUGGGGCAUUCUUAUCAAAAUGAGCGUGGUGCACUUUAGUUAUGAAUAUUAUACAACACAAGUUUACAUUUUCCCCUUGUCUGUGUGUCUGGCGCACUCCAACAGCUGCUUGAACCCUAUUCUUUAUUGCCUGAUGAGGAGGGAGUUUAGAAAGGCGCUGAGGAAACUCUUCUGGCGCAUGACUUCUGCAAAGGCAACGAACAUCAGGCCCAUCACCGCGAGUACAAAGCCGGAGGGAGAGGAGCAAGUCCAAGCGGGACUGCCUAUCAGCGUUUCUCAACAGUCCGCAGUGGUCUUCUACCCACCUGGGGCUGUCGUGUACAACGACAGACGGGACCUGCCACAAAACAGUACCUAG
Boleophthalmus pectinirostris (great blue-spotted mudskipper) is the source of this 1236-nucleotide messenger RNA. RefSeq names its product relaxin family peptide receptor 3 (gene rxfp3). Gene Ontology annotation, molecular function: G protein-coupled receptor activity. Bases 1 to 1236 code for a protein of 411 amino acids. Gene Ontology annotation, cellular component: membrane. Lineage: Eukaryota; Metazoa; Chordata; Actinopteri; Gobiiformes; Gobiidae. The transcript has a single exon. Gene Ontology annotation, biological process: G protein-coupled receptor signaling pathway; immune response. The record is from RefSeq and is a predicted model, not a curated record.